AUGGCCACCGCUCCAUCCUCCCUCAAUAGACCGUUGUCACCUGAAACUUCUUCUGUACUUGCCAAACCUUACAAUGUCAAGACGAAGGAGAAGCCAGUCAUUUCUCUAGAGCCAAAGCUCGAUCACGAGUAUCUGACCGGACUCAAGCUCUUCAUCGUUGUGGCCGCCGCGGCCAUUGUUGCUUUCCUUAUGCUCCUCGACAACAUGAUCGCCAUCCCGCGCAUCACUGACGAAUUUCACUCCCUCGCCGAUGUUGGCUGGUACGCCAGUGCAUACCAGUUUGGAAGUUCUGCACCGCAGCCAUUGACAGGAAGGAUCUACAAGUAUUUCAACACCAAGUGGACAUUUCUGGUCUUUUCCUUUAUAUUUGAGAUUGGCUCAGUCAUCUGCGGCGCUGCUACCUCCUCAAACAUGUUCAUCGUCGGUCGGUUUAUUGCUGGUUUUGGCGCCGCAGGUAUCGCCACGGGAUCUAUCACGAUCGUUUCACUCUGCGCACCUCUUGAGAAGCGACCACCUCUGCUUGGUUAUUCCUUGGGUUUCAAGCUUCUUGGACUUGUUUUAGGGCCUGUCAUCGGGGGAGCUUUCACAUCUUACACUACUUGGCGCUGGUGUUUCUAUGUGAACGUACCAGUUGGUGCAUUGGGAGUGCUUGCCAUAGCUUUUCUGCGCAUCCCUGAAGAAACACUCAAACCAAAGGCUUGGUCCCUACUCCCCAGAAUACAUUAUCACCUGGAUCUUAUAGGCUUUGUUCUUUUUGCGCCCGCGAUCUUGCAACUUCUCCUCGCUCUUCAAUUUGGAGGCCAGGCCUAUCCAUGGAAGUCACCACAGGUCAUCGGCCUCUUCUGCGGUGCCACGGCAAAUGCAAUUGUCUGGGGCUUCUGGAAUCGAUACCGCGGAGAAGAUGCAAUGAUCCCUAGCUCGUUGAUUCGCCGCUGGAAUGUCUUGUUCUCGGGGAUCUACGUGGCUUUCCUCACGUCGGCGGUCUACGGAGGCAUCUACUAUCUCCCACUCUAUUUCCAAGCUGUGAAUGGAGCGAGUGCAAUCAAGAGUGCCGUAUAUCUUCUUCCAAUGAUCAUAGCACAGCUUAUAACCGCUGGGGUCUCAGGUGUCGCGGUGAGUAAAAUCGGCUACGUGAUUCCGGUAGCUGUGUUCUCGACGGUAUUCCUUUCCAUAGGAACUGGUCUCUACUCCCUUCUCCAACCUGGCACCUCAAGCGGUGAAUGGAUUAGUUUUCAGAUUCUUGGAGGUAUCGGCUUUGGAUCUGGGCUACAAUUGGCUAUCAUAGCUGUCCAGGCAGCGAUGGAUAGCGAGGAGCUCCCUUCUAGCAUUGCUUUUGUCGUCUUCAGUCAAGCAUUGGGGCCCACCAUCGUAAUGGCCCUUUACAAUAUCAUCUUCCUCGAAAGCUUCCAGUCGCAAAUCAAGAAUUAUGCGCCCAGUGUCAGCCCAACAGCCGUAAUAAAUGCCGGUGCUACUGGAUUUCGUUCCUUUACCUCGCCUGCAGAUCUUCCUGGUGUGCUGAAGGCAUAUGCAAAUAGUAUCGAUCGCAUCUUUUAUUUCGCCGCAGCGCUAGCGGCAGUUUGUGGGAUAUUCCUGUGGGGAAUGGGAUGGCAUGAUUUGCGGAAGCCAAAAGGCAAAGUUCCAAGUACCGAAGAGAACUGUACAAUCGCUACAAGCAAAGCCACGGAUGCCCAAUUGCCCAACGAGGAGGGGGAGAAAAUAUCUUGA
Messenger RNA from Glarea lozoyensis ATCC 20868, 1725 nucleotides. RefSeq names its product MFS general substrate transporter. The record is from RefSeq and is a predicted model, not a curated record. Bases 1 to 1725 code for a protein of 574 amino acids. Gene Ontology annotation, molecular function: transmembrane transporter activity. Gene Ontology annotation, biological process: transmembrane transport. The transcript is spliced from 9 exons. NCBI's taxonomy places the organism in Eukaryota, Fungi, Ascomycota, Leotiomycetes, Helotiales, Helotiaceae.